Messenger RNA from Anthostomella pinea, 699 nucleotides. Lineage: Eukaryota; Fungi; Ascomycota; Sordariomycetes; Xylariales; Xylariaceae. The record is from the annotation of a GenBank genome assembly.
AUGGCGGCUGCUACUCCCAAGUUGAAGCUCUUCACCAACCACAUGUGCCCAUGGGCGCACCGAGCUCACAUUGCUCUCGCCGAGCUGAGGGUCCCAUUUGAGGAGGAGAUCAUAGACCUGUCCAAACCCCGGACCGCCGAGUAUCUCAAGAUCAACCCUCGCGGCCUGGUGCCGUCGCUUGCAGUCAACGAUGACAUCAUCACCGAGUCUGCCAUCGUCACAUCCUAUCUCGCCGACGCAUUCCCCUCGCACUUGGCUCCGGCCUCGACCGACCUGAAUGGCCCCCUCGCGCGGGCAAGGAUGAGCUUUUUUGCCGACACCUGGACUUCCAAGGUGAACGGGCACGUGUUCAAGAUCACGGCGGCCCAGACCGAUGCCCAGAAGGCGACGGCCGGCAAGGACAUCGUCGACGCUGUCGUGAAGGAGCUGGAGCCGCUGCUGGCCAACGCUGCGCCCUUUUUCAACGGCAGCGACAAGCUCACGCUCGCCGAGGCCCUGACUGGAUCCUUCAUCGUGCGUCUUUUCACCUUCCCGAAAUACGGGCUCAUACCUCGAAGCGUUCUCGAUGAGCUGUCGAUCAAGGCGCCCAACUUCUACCGAUGGGGUGAGGCUGUGUCGAAGCAUCCUAGCGUGACGGGCAUCUUUGACGAGGCAGUGAUUGCCGAGCGGACCAAGCAGAGAUUUGCCGCUACGAAGUAG